AGCUCCCAGGUGGACAGGAGCCGGGCGGUACCUGCCCGCGGAGCCGGACCGGUCCUCCCGCCGCGCCGCACGCAGUGAGCGGAAAGCGGGGGGAUUCCUAGGAGAAGUGGUGCGCCCUGAACCGGCCGCUGAUGAAGACAGACACAGUGUCCCUGGAGCCCCUGAGCUGAAAGGGAACGGAGAGGGCCGGAAUGAGCCCCGAGCUGCCCGCACCUUGGCUGCUGCUCUUCACCUGGCUCCCAGCAGGGUGUGUGUCCUUGCUGGUGACAGUCCAGCACACGGAGCGCUAUGUCACCCUGUUUGCCUCCGUCGUUCUCAAAUGUGACUACACCACCUCUGCCCAGCUCCAGGAUGUGGUGGUGACGUGGCGCUUCAAGUCCUUCUGCAAGGACCCCAUCUUUGAUUACUACUCUGCAUCAUACCAGGCGGCUUUAUCCCUGGGCCAGGACCCAUCCAAUGACUGCAAUGACAGCCAGCGGGAGGUGCGCAUCGUGGCCCAGAGGCGGGGGCAGAAUGAGCCCGUGCUGGGGGUGGAUUACCGGCAGCGCAAGAUCACCAUCCAGAACCGAGCAGAUCUUGUGAUUAAUGAAGUGAUGUGGUGGGACCAUGGAGUGUAUUAUUGCACCAUUGAGGCUCCAGGGGACACGUCAGGAGACCCAGAUAAGGAAGUGAAGCUCAUUGUCCUGCACUGGCUGACAGUGAUCUUGAUCAUCCUGGGGGCCCUCCUUCUGCUCCUGCUGAUUGGAGUGUGCUGGUGCCAGUGCUGUCCUCAGUACUGCUGCUGCUACGUCCGCUGCCCCUGCUGUCCCGACCGCUGCUGCUGCCCCGAGGAAGCCAUGGCCCACCAACGCAACAUGAAGCAGGCUCAGGCCCUAGGCCCUCAGAUGAUCGAAAAACCCCUGUACUGGGGGGCGGACAGGAGCUCCCAGUUUUCAUCUUAUCCAAUGAAUCCACUGCUGCAGCGAGAUUUGUCCCUGCGAUCCAGCCUCCCAGAGAUGACCACCGCUCACCCUCCCAUCACCAACGGUGUCCUAGAGUAUUUGGAGAAAGAGCUGCGGAACCUCAACCCAGCCCAGCCUCUGCCGGCUGACCUCCAAGGCAGAUCUGGCCAUCCCCGCAGCAUGCUGUCCUCCCUGGGCUCUGAGGUCGUGGAACGCAGAAUCAUCCACCUGCCCCCGCUGGUCAGAGACCUGCCGUCUCUGCGGAGGACCAGCAACUCCUCCCACCAGCAGUGGCUCCCCCCGCCUCCCCCCGGACCCUGGGAUCUGAGGGAGGGGAGAAGGCAGCACCGCUACUCUGAUUUCCAGCAGGAGCACCGGGACCGGGAGCCUCAGCGCUGGGCGCUGGAGCAAAGGGAGCUGGGCCGACUGCGGAGCGGAAGGCACCGCGGCUCCAGGCAGCGCGGGUCACCCAUGCCCUGGUCAGACAGGGACAGCCUCAGCGACGGCCCCUCGUCCAGCGAGGCCCGCUGGCCGCCCAACCGCCCCCGUCUCCGGAGCCGCUUCCCAGAGAGAGCCCGCGGGCCCAGCCCCCGGGGCAGCGCUCAGGGACACCAGAGGCGCCGGCACCGCAGCUACUCCCCUCCCCUGCCCUCCGGCCUCAGUUCCUGGAGCUCCGAGGAGGAGGAGGAGGAGGAGGAGGAGAAGGAGAGGCAGCCCCGGAAUUGGGGGCCCCGCCGCCGCCGCCGCCGCCGCUCGCGCUCCCCAAACUGGCCUGAGGAGAAGCCACCCAGUUACCGCUCGCUGGAUGUCACCCCAGGCAAGGAUGGCAGGAAAAAAGGGAGUGUGGAGAGGCGCUCGGAGAGAGAGAGCUCCCAUAGUGGAAGGAGUGUGGUCAUUUAGUCACCAGGCACAACACUGCUUCUGUGGCUACUUCUCAGCUCCUGCAUGUCAUCAGCAUCACCUAGAUUUCCAGCUGACUUGGGAGGGGCCAUUCCAGCUGACUUGAGAUGGACACCGCAAGUUUGUAUCUAACAGUUUUGGCUUAGAUUCUGAGAAUCAAAUAGAAGAAUUUUAUAAACAAAGUUUGAGGAAUUAAUGACUGUAGUUUUAGCCUUGGUACACACUCUGCAUAUUUAGAUAGUCAGACUUGUAAUGAAUUCUAACUGGGAUGUGAUCCCUCAGGAACUUAGUAGCCUGAGUCUUCAACUAGGUUACACUGCUCAGAACUGUGGCCAUUCUCAAAGUGAGAACUCAGGAAUCUUUAAGAGGAAAUCAAACAUUUCCUGCUCCUCUUAGGAGCAGAAAAUCUGUGGAGUACUAUAGGGAAAUUUCCAUGGAAACUUGUCUCCCCCUAUAGCAUAUCUAGAGGAUCCCUCCAUGUUACGAGUCCACUUUACUGCCCCCAAGCCUGGUCCUGAAUGCCUUUGAGGGUUCACUCAGAGAUGGCACAGGAAAUACUCCAGCAAUGUGCCCUCUCAUAGGCUAUUUAUUGCGUGUGUAGAAAGUCACAGAGAAGCACUUUUGCACCAGUCUUAUUCCUGUCAUUUGUUUUCUUCUUUUUUUUUUUUUUUUUGCCUAUAUCUAAUUUAUAUUUUCCUAUAUAACAUGCAUCCAUUGAAACCACUUUAAAUGCUUCUUGGGAACAACACAGUACAUAAGUAAAGAAGAAGUAAGUGAAAGCUACUGGCCUGAGGAUUCUGCCCCAAAUACCUAUUUUGAUGCACUUGAUGAAGUUAAGCCUUCUUCCCGACUAAAGCUCAGAGAAGAGCCAGGCCAACCUGAUAAUUUUGGAGCGACCUUUCUCCUGGCACUACUCAGCCUUGCAGAGUUAUUCCCCAAGCAAAGGCAUCCAGGCAGGUUUUACUACUCAGUGCCCCAGGAGGAAGGGUCUGUGCCUCUCUGUAAUAGGCCCUACCUCUCUCUCUCAUUUUCCUCAGCCCCUUCUGGUGGCUUCAUCAAUCCAUUUGUGCUUCAUGUAGAGACUCUCCUUAAGCAGACUGUAAGUAGAUGGCCUGAAAGGAAGCACGUGCAUGUGUGUGUGUGUGUGUGUGUGUGUGUGUGUGCGCGCCUCAACAGUAUCUUUAUGUGUAUGGCCUUAAGCUCAUUUUAGAUCCUUUUGUAUUAACAUCCGUUGUUUCUCCCAGUCUCAUUAAUUACAUGUUAGAGAAUAUUGGUUAAAUACCUGCACUGUGCAAAGGUGUCUUUGGGAUUUUUACUAUCCAUAAUGUAACUGCGUCUAAAUUGGUAAAACAGAAAAAAUAAAACUUUAAUGGAUAAUUCAGUAGCUGAGGGACUUCUGGUCUGGACAAGAUGGCAUAGACCUCUUUUUCCCUGCUCCUCCUCCCUAAGCACAACUUUAUAUAUCCUAGAAAUGACACAAGAGACGAGCAAAAGAUGACUCUGAAGGGUGCUAAGAAGAAGAUGAUCUGGUUUGGGAACCUAGGACCAGAUGCCAACACAGAGGCAGGGCAUCUUGUGUCCCCCAACCAACAGAAGGCAGCCACCCAGACCUGAUGUUUUUCUGGCUUCCCACUUGGCAACAGAAAGUAGUCCAGUAGCUUGUUCUUCCCCCUAGAUGUAGUGGGAGUCCCUCUGACAACUUCAGACAAGGGGGAACAACCGGGAGUCCUGCCAAAAAUAAGUGACCAGGGGAAGCAUUCUCCUACCCUGCUGGGCCAGAGACUCCUCUCUUCUAUGGAGAGAUACUGAUGUGGAUGGGAGGAACCAGUAAGAGACACCCAGGUAAAGCAGGUGGCCCACCUGGGGAAGCCUCUUUGUCCCCAACUCCUCCUCUGCCCAGAGACAUUAGGGCUGACUGGUGGAAUCAUGAAAAAGAACCUGUCACAGCUAGCAGCCCUGUAGCUAGCAGCCUGGUCCCAGAAAUCACUUUAUCUCUCCUCCCUGCCCAGAGAAACCUGGGUAGCUGGGGGUGGUGGUGGUUACUAAUAGAAGGAUUUCCUCACCUGCCUCCCUCAGGCAGUCACAAAGUCUCUGAAAAUUAAACUGUUGGAAUCACAGCCCACAAAAGUAGGCUAAGACUCAUGUGUUAAACCUAAAUAGAGUCAAUUCCUGUAAAAUAAAAUAUUUAAAUAGGUCCCAGAUUGUCCUAACACAAUAGACAAAAUGUCCAGGAUAUAAAUCAAGAACCUAGAAAAUCACAACUUGAAUGAAAAGUGAAAUCAACUGAUAACAACACUGAGAUGAAUCAGAUGUUGGAGUUAUCUGAUAAGAAUUUUAAGGCAGACAUUAUAAAGAUGCUACAACAAUUACAAAUUGUCUUAAAUAAAAAUGUAGAAAAUCCCAGAAAAGAAAUAGAAGUUAUGAAAAAAAACAAGUGGAAAUUAUAGAACUGAAAAAUACAAUAGAAAUUAAAAACUUGCUGGAUGGGCUCAACAGAAGACUGGAGAUGAUGAAGAAUAGAAUCAGUGAACAUGAGGACAGUACAGUAGAAUUCACCCAAUAUGAAUAAUGGAAAAGAGGUUGGGAAAAAAAUGACCAGAGCCUCAGGGACCUGUGGAACAAUAACAAAAUAUCCAACAUUCAUUUCAUUGGAGUCCCAGAAAGUAAAGGAGGAAGAGUGGGGAAAUGAAUAAGCAUUCAAAGAAACAAUGACUGAAAACUUCCCAAAUUUGAUGAAUGACAUCAACAUAGAGAUCCAAGAAGCUGAAUGAACUCUAAAAGGGAUAAACCCAAAGAAUCCAUGCAAUACACAUCAUAAUUAAACUUUUGAAAACUAAAGACAAAGAAAAAAAUCCUGAAAGCAGCCAGAGAGAAACAAUGCAUUCCCUAUAGGGAAACACCAAUUUGAAUGUAUUUCUCAUGUGAAAUCAUGAAAAAGGAAAUGGCCAAAUAUCUUUCUAAGCACUGAAAGAAAAUAACUGUUGACACAUAAUUUUAUAUCUGGCAAAACUAGUUUUCAGAAAUGAAGGGAAAAUAAAAACAUUCACAGAUGAAUGAAAACUAAAAGAUUUUGUGACUAGCAGAUACACCCUGGAAAGACUGGACAAAGGAAGUUCUUCAAACGGCAAGAAAAUGAUAAAAGGAAACUUAAGCAUCAGAACGCAAGAAGAAACAAUAGAAAGAUCGGAAAUAUGAGUCCAUACAAUAGACAUUUUUUGAGUAUUAGAUGGUAUUAUAAUUUGUUUCAAUAAAAUAUGAUUUAUAAAACCCAAAAGGAAAAAAUCUCACAAAAGAAAUAGAAGUUAUGCAAUGUGUUAACAAUGAUAUGUAAAGGUGGGAAAGGUAAAGAGACCUAAUUGGAAGUGAGGUUUCUAUAUUUCAUUUUAAAUGGUAAACACUGUGAUACCAAGUACAGAGUUAUAAGUAGCACCCAGAGCAACCACUAUGAAAACUGCAGAGAUGAACUCAAAAGUGCUAUAAAUUAAGAUGGAAUCCUAAAACAUGUUCAAAUAACCUGCAGAAAGGCAAGAAAAAGAAUAAAGAGCAACAACAACCAAAGGAAACAAGUAGAAAAUAAAUAAUGAAAUAGCAUCGUAAAGUGCUAACAUAUUAAUAAUUACCUUAAUUGUAAAUGGUCUAAACAUACCAAUCAAAAGACAGAGAUUAGCAGAGUAGAUUGAAAAAUUAAAAAACCAAAUCCAACUAUAUGCUGCAUAUAAGAAACUCACUUCAUAUUCAACCACAGGUAGGUUGAAAGUAAAAGGAUGGGAAAAGAUAUACUAUGUACACAUUAAUAAUAGAGAAAUAAAAAGCAGUGACAAUAUUAAUAUCUUAUAAGGUAGCCUUCAAAGCAAAGAAAAUUAUCAGAGAAAAAAAGGGAUAUUAUAUAAUGAUGAAAGGCUCAAUCUGCCAGGAAGACAUGAUAUACUAAUGUGUAUAAACCACAGAGUCUCAAAUACAUGAAGCAAAAACUGUUAACGCUGAAAUGAGAAAGAGAAGAAUGUAUGAUUAUAGUUGGGAACGUAAACACUGCUCACAUUCAGCAACCAAUAGAACUGUUAGGCAAAAAAUCACAAGGACAUAGAAGAUCUAAACAACACUAUCAUCAGGAUCUAAUUAACACAUAUAAAACAGACCAUCCAACAACAGUAGACUACAUUUUUCUCAAUUUCCUGUGAAACACUGACCAAGUAGGAAAAAAAAAAAAACACCUAAAACAAA
This is a messenger RNA of Orcinus orca (killer whale), 6062 nucleotides long. It is a transcript of the gene ILDR1, whose product is annotated as immunoglobulin like domain containing receptor 1. Lineage: Eukaryota; Metazoa; Chordata; Mammalia; Artiodactyla; Delphinidae. The transcript has 8 exons. Gene Ontology annotation, molecular function: high-density lipoprotein particle receptor activity. Bases 192 to 1841 code for a protein of 549 amino acids. The record is from RefSeq and is a predicted model, not a curated record. Gene Ontology annotation, cellular component: plasma membrane.